Molecule: messenger RNA, 1189 nt
Organism: Gasterosteus aculeatus aculeatus (three-spined stickleback)
Lineage: Eukaryota; Metazoa; Chordata; Actinopteri; Perciformes; Gasterosteidae
Product: glutathione S-transferase A
Biological process (GO): L-phenylalanine catabolic process; glutathione metabolic process
Cellular component (GO): mitochondrion
Molecular function (GO): glutathione transferase activity; maleylacetoacetate isomerase activity
Source: RefSeq, a predicted model, not a curated record
AAGAAGAAGAAGAAGAAGAAGAAGAAGUGCCCGUUAUCUGCGGAAAGAGUGCGAACGAAAUCCGUUUAACGAACCCGCUAUCUGUGCGCGCGUGCAGUCUCGCCUCGAGCCGUCCGGUGUAUCGCGUCUCACCCUCCGAACAUGGCCCAGGACAUGACUCUGCUGUGGGGCUCCGGCUCGGCUCCCUGCUGGAGGGUCAUGAUCGCGCUGGAGGAGAAGAAGCUGCAGGGCUACAACCAAAAGCUGCUCUCCUUCGACAAGAUGGAGCACAAGUCGCAAGAAGUGUUGGACAUAAAUGCCAGGGGACAGCUUCCCUCCUUCAAACACGGAGACGUCAUCGUGAAUGAGUCCUACGCGGCCUGUUUCUACCUGGAGAGUCAGUUCAAGUCUCAGGGGAAUCAGCUGAUCCCGGACAGCCCUGCUGAACAAGCCCUGAUGUACCAACGGCUGUUUGAGGGCGUCACGUUCUACGAAAAACUCACUGCAGUUAUCUACUAUGACUGGUUUGUCCCUGAAGAAGAGCGGCAUGACUCCGCUGUAAAGAGGAACAAAGAAGCUCUGGCCACUGAGCUUAAGCUCUGGGAGGGUUACCUGCAGAAGGUGGGCCCCCACAUGGCCGGACCGUCCUUCUCUCUGGCUGACGCCGCCAUCUUUCCGACUGUCGGUACCCUUUUCCGAUACGGGUUGUCCGCAGAGAAAUACCCCAAACUGGCAAAGUACCACGCUCUGCUGAAGGAGCGGCCCAGCGUGAAAGCCAGCUGGCCUCCUCACUGGCUGGAGAACCCCAACGGCGACGGCGGACUCCAAGACGUCUGAGAGCCGCCACGCGCGUCUUCACAGCAGUUUGAUGAAAAUACUGCAGUUGCAGCUCAGUUUGUUCAAAUAGGAUACAGCUCUUUUAAGUAAUUUCUGUUAAUGGAUAAGGAAGCGUUGUAAUUCCCAGUGAGUUCUGAGUGUUCGUGCUCCGACCUAAUUGUGCUUCUAGCUUUUGUUUUUAGGUUGAGUUUUUGCAGUAUUUGUUUUCGGUGAAAGCGCUGCCAAUGAAUCCGUUAAUGAAUACAGGUUUUUGUUAAACUUCAGAAUUGUGCUGUUGGCAUGGGAGCUUUACACUGGAUACAAGAUCUACUGCCCGUAUAUUUAACAUCAGUGUCUGUCGACUGAUAUAAACAAAAGCUACUAACCGUUUUAA